AUGGCGUUUCUAUAUUUGUUAGUUGGAGUAUCACAUCCAGGUGGAUAUUUUGAUAUUCCAGCUGGAUUUCAUCAAAUCAUCAAUUAUAGGCAAGUUUGGGUAUCCGGUAUUUUGAUAUGUUUUUCAAUAGCAUUUUUCAAUUACUUUGGCUUAAGUGUUACGAGGAGUAUUAGUGCUACUGCUAGGUCUACGAUUGACACUAGCAGAAUCGUUUUCAUUUGGAUUGUUUCAUUGUUCAUUGGGUGGGAAACAUUUUCUUGGUUGCAAGUUGUUGGAUUUAUCGUUCUCAUAUGCGGAACCUUUAUUUUCAAUGAUGUCAUAAGCCCACCGUCUUGUUUUGUCGUACCACCACCUCAGACUAACGAAAAUCAACCUUUGUUGCCCGAAGAUCAUGAGCACUCCUAA
Acaulospora colombiana is the source of this 405-nucleotide messenger RNA. NCBI's taxonomy places the organism in Eukaryota, Fungi, Glomeromycota, Glomeromycetes, Diversisporales, Acaulosporaceae. The record is from the annotation of a GenBank genome assembly.